This is a messenger RNA of Onthophagus taurus, 1472 nucleotides long. Lineage: Eukaryota; Metazoa; Arthropoda; Insecta; Coleoptera; Scarabaeidae. The record is from RefSeq and is a predicted model, not a curated record.
AAAAAUAUCAAAAUUUUAAUUAAUUAUAUUUUAUUAAUAAAAAAAAGUUUACAAAAAAAGCCGAUAGAUGGAGCCACUUACAUUUACGUCAAAACAAUCAACAUAACCUUAACUUAAUUUUCGAUACAAAUUUAAGUUGCGAUUUUAAAUUAAAUUUGGUUUUAAUCUCGAUUAAUUUCAUGAAAAAGAAUGAAUGAAAAUAAUAGUGAUAGUGACGAAUUGCACGAUCACGACCCGUGCUUAAAAAUGUUUUAUUGGAAAACGGGUGUACCAUCGAUAGGGAUUCUUAACCCAUUACGUAGAGCAAUAUGCGACGAUAACAUGGACGAAAUAAUGAAACAUCUUAACACGGAUUAUUACAAAUUAAAUCUUGGAGACGAAGCUGGAAAUACUUGUAUUCAUUUAGCAGCUGGAUACGCAAGUUUAAACGCUUUAAAAUAUUUCCUUUCGUUAGAAAAUGUGCGUAUUAACGUGCAAAAUCAUUAUGGAAAUACCCCUUUGUUACAUGCGCUUUAUUUAAAUGAUUCAUACGAAGUCAUAAAAUGUCUCGUUGAUCAUAACUGUGAUAUAAACGUCAAUAAUUUAGAAUGUGUAACUGCUUUACACAUAGCGGCUAAUAAAAAAGAUAUUAAAAUUGGUUCUCUUUUAAUUGAAAAGGGUGCUAAUGUUGAUGCGAAAGAUUCCGAGGGAUUUACUCCAUUACAUGAAGCCGUUAUUGCGAAAAAUGUUGAUUUUGUAUGUAUGCUUUUAUAUUAUAACGCAUCGGUGAACGAAAUCAGCACAUAUUCGAAAUGUACCCCAUUUCAUUCCGCGAAUAAAAUGGGAAAUCAAGAAAUAGCCGAAAUUUUAUUUGAUUACAUCGACGAUUUUAGUUAUCAAGAUGAAGCUGGAGACACUUUUUUAUCAUUAGCUAUUGAUAAUAAGAUGCCAAUUGCUUUUGAUAUUAUCAAUAAAGGAAUUGAAGACGUUUCAUUCCCUUUCGGCUCAAUUAUUUGCAGUUUUAAUGGUACGGAGUAUAGUUUAAAAUGGAUUUGGACGCUUUUAAGUAAAGGUGUUUUAGUUCGUGUAAGAGAUAUUGAGUGUUUACAUGAUUAUAAUGGAUUUUGUGAGGAGAUUGAAGCGAUUUUUACGUCGGAAGUUCCGAUUGUUUAUCAAGGUAAUAGUGGGGAGUUUAUACAAAAAAUGAUUUAUAAUUGUUUUACGUUAGAUUGUGAUAUAGGUUAUAAGAAAAAAGAGAAACCUUAUUUCGCUAGGGAGGAUUAUGUAAAGAGUUUGUUACAACUCGCUCGCGAUAGUAUUCGGGACGUUAUUUUUGAUAAAUACCAAAAUGAGGUUAAUUUUAGGGCUUAUAAUAGUAUUAUGAGGAUGGAUAUUCCUCAAGUGAUGAAAGAUAUUUUGGUGUUAAAGCGACCUAUUUAUUUUUAUGAUUAAAUUGUUAAAAAUUAUCUAAUUUAUGUAAAAAAAAAUAAAAU